ACUCCAACAACAACCACUCCCACAACAGCAACCACUCUAACAACAACAACCACUCCAACAACAUCAACUACUACUCCAACAACAACAAAUUCCCUCACAACAACAACCACUCUAACAACAACAACAACCACUCCAACAACAAGCACCACACCCACAACAACACCAACUACCACUCAAACAACAAUUUCCACCAUUCCAACAACAACCAACAAACCGAAAACAACCACUUCACGUACAACAACAACAGCCACCCAAACAACAACCACCACAACCAACACACCAACAAUAACCACCACACCAUCCAUCGAACAUUCAACAACCGCCAAAUUAACAACACAAUCACCAACAUUCAUGAAAAUAACCACCAUUCCACCAUCAACAACUGCAAAACCGCCAACGACUUCCCAAACAACCACCACAAAACCCACAGCUACUGCUUCGCAAUCAACAGCCAUACCACUAACAACAACUCCUUUCAUGAAAAGAUCUACCCCAAGAAUAACCAUCACAACUAUAACAAUUCAUAAAAAUGAAGAAGGAAGUCGAAGUAUAUUGGUUCUAGGUCAAGUCUCACAAGCCAAGCUUCAGGAACUCAAAAAAGAAAUAUUGAAUCUCAUCCAUCAACAGAAUCCUAAAUCUGUAGAUUCUCAGUUUUUGGAGAUAAAACUUAUUCAAGUUGCUGUUUUACAUAACAUCACCAAGGAACCGGUCACAAAGAUCCUGUAUACAUAUAGCUGCACGCAAUGUGACCUUCAAGAUGAUCAGGUCAAGGACAGUGUCAAGUCCGCCCUUCAGAUGUUUAACCUAAGGGAAUAUCAGGCGGAAACCACAGACAAAAAAGCCGUUGAUUCUGAUAAAGACAAUACUGGUAUGUUGGUUGGCGUGGGAGCGGCCAUCUUGUUGGUCUUAGUAAUCACUUCCUUUGGCGUCUGGCACUACAAAAGAAAGAUGCACAAGCGAUCUAAAGUGAAAGAGAUGGAACUUGAAAUGAAUGGUCACACUAAUAGAGGACUAAACAUUGGUGAUUCAGAGGACGUGGCUACCUUCAGGAACCCUGACUACAAUUCAAACCGUAGGUACAAGGAGCCGAAUGGUCAUUAUAAACUCUAGGAAUCACCUGAAGUUUUCAGUUGCCAUACUUACCCUCUCCUACUCAGUGAUUGCAGGUCAUGAUGAUACUGGCCACCUAACUAGAUAUACACCCUCUUACACACAUCUUCCCAAGUCAAGGGUUUCUGCCCCGCUCCUCUCUCACAUAAACCCUUGAUCGAACUGGCAUAUUUUGACUGGAUAGAAACCCAGCUCACUGGUUAGUGUCAUUAAAGUCUACAUGAUCCAGUAAGAAAUGUUGUUUCAUGAUUGAUGUUAAUGGGAAGAUGUCUUACACACAACACUGCCAGUUCAAACAAUUGUGAAUGAAGUUUUAUUUCUAUGUGCAAUUACUACUUUGAAGAUAAAUCAAGUUAUAUUGUGUUCUUUGAACUAGCUUGAUAAGCAUUCAACAGCAUAAUUGUGUUCUAUUUGUAUUAUUUUAGGAGGAGUAUACAUAUUAUAUAUGCUGCCAUAAAUACUCAUGUUAUGUCGUAGUAACUUUAGUACUUAUCAGUUGUCAUUAUAACUCAAAUAUAUUGUGAUUGUUGUUUUUUAUGCUUUAGGCUGUUUUUGUUUGAUGAGUUUUUGUGCCUGCAUUAGCCACUUUUGUUAAAAAUUCCACUAUUUCACGCAAUAUAUAUGAUAUGUAUAUACAUGUAAUUUAUGUACCGGUGUUAUUUUGUCAUUUUAUUGUAGUUGUGAAAGUGUUGUCAUUAUUAAAUUCUUCAUUUGGAACACCAA
This is a messenger RNA of Magallana angulata, 1833 nucleotides long. RefSeq lists its product as uncharacterized. The record is from RefSeq and is a predicted model, not a curated record. The coding region runs from base 352 to 1110 and encodes 252 amino acids. The transcript has 4 exons. NCBI's taxonomy places the organism in Eukaryota, Metazoa, Mollusca, Bivalvia, Ostreida, Ostreidae.